UGCGAAGUUGCAUUUCCUGUCUGUCGUGUCAAAACAGAAAGUAAGAAACAAUAGAAAAGAUAUGACUUUGUAGCUUCGUAAGCCCAGUUAAAUCGCACUGACAACCGCCGAAAUUAUGGAGAACGAAAGUGUGAUUCUACUUAGUGUUCCGUCCACACAGACAAUAACCAAUUCAAACACUCAUGUUCUUAUAAACAAAGAGUACAACCGGAGAAAACAUAAUGAUUACGAUAAACAAAUAGAUGCCAACUGGAACAAAAGAGUCUCCGACAAUCCAAAGAUCUUUAAUGGAACUAAAUUUCGCCUAUCAUCUGUUUCUCUGUCUAAUGAUACUUUUACUAUGAACUUGGGACUGACAUGUUAUAAGGAAUUUUUAGGAACAAAUUGGUGUAAGAAUGCCAAGUUUUUGGCCGAGGAUGGUGUCAGGGAUUUCCAAGACAGCCAGGCAUACAUGUCUGAUCCACUGGGAGUCGGUACGAUUGUCCUGACGACGGACGAUAAAGUUAUUUUCCUAACUAGGAGUGAACAUUGUGCAGAAGCUCCAGGGUUAUGGGAUGUUCCAGGGGGUCACCCAGAGCCACAGGAAAUUGUUGGGAAGAUUCCUUUAGAGGAAAUAAAGUUUUCAGACCUGAAUGAAGAAAAAGUUGUGAGCGAGAUUUACGAUUCAAUAAUGAGAGAAGUUGUUGAUGAGGUGAACAUUCCAGCUUCCUCCCUCUCAAGACCAAACUUCAUUGGUGUGGCUCAAAAUAUUUCUGCAGCUAAGCGUCCAAGUUCUGAGUUUAUAAUCAGCUGUAGUUUGUCCUCCUCAGAAGUUAGGGACCUGUACACCAAAGGAAACCAGGAGGAAGCUUACGAAUCUACAAAUAUCCAGUUUGUACCCAAGAAAACUGUGCUUAGCUUAACACCAAGUCAUGAAAUAUGGGCCAACCUAGCUCCAUCUGCCAAAGGCUGCAUCAUGUUGUACAAAUUAUACAGUAACACAGCUGUUUUAAAAUAACUUAAACUGUGGUUUAUUAAUUUUUGUAGAAAUCAAAUUUCAUGUUAUUGGCAAAAAAUAUUAUUUUAAUAUAGAUAUUUUAAUUCAUAUACAGCUAUCUCCUAUUCUGUCAUAUGUACAAUUUGCAAUUUUGAUGACCUAAUUUUGUGGUCUGGCUCAACAUGAAAACAACAAAAAUUGAUGUUCAACAAAAACUGAUGAAACUACUGUAAUAUUUGUGGACAUAUCAAAGAAGUGCCUUUAACAGAUUUUUUUAAGCUUGCAUAAUAUGGGGAAGAAUAAACUACAAGUAUUUUUAUAUC
Molecule: messenger RNA, 1299 nt
Organism: Saccostrea echinata
Lineage: Eukaryota; Metazoa; Mollusca; Bivalvia; Ostreida; Ostreidae
Product: uridine diphosphate glucose pyrophosphatase NUDT22-like
Exons: 3
Coding region: 116-997 (293 amino acids)
Molecular function (GO): GDP-mannose hydrolase activity
Source: RefSeq, a predicted model, not a curated record